Messenger RNA from Alnus glutinosa, 549 nucleotides. Its product is annotated as SKP1-like protein 1A. Gene Ontology annotation, cellular component: cytoplasm; nucleus. The record is from RefSeq and is a predicted model, not a curated record. Gene Ontology annotation, biological process: SCF-dependent proteasomal ubiquitin-dependent protein catabolic process. Bases 1 to 549 code for a protein of 182 amino acids. NCBI's taxonomy places the organism in Eukaryota, Viridiplantae, Streptophyta, Magnoliopsida, Fagales, Betulaceae. The transcript has a single exon. Gene Ontology annotation, molecular function: cullin family protein binding.
AUGGUUGACAGCGGAGAAAACCCGAUCCCCAACGUCGGGAAGAUGGUAAAGCUGAGGACUGCCGACGGCGAGAUCUUCGAGGUGGAGGAGGCCGUGGCAAUGGAGCUUGAGACCGUCAAGUCCUUCUUCGACGACGACGGCGUUUCGUAUGACACCGUCGUUCCCCUCCUGAACGUGACGUCGCCCACGUUCGCCAAGGUUAUCGAGUACUGCCGGCGCGCCGUCGAGUUCAGCGCCAAGUUGGCUUCCGCCGGCAACGACGACAAGGGCGCCAAGGAAAAGGUGAAGGAGGAGAGGAAGGCGUUCGAAGCGGAGUUCGUGAACAACGAGAGCAACGAAGCGGUCAAGGGGUUGGUUCUAGCGGCGAAUUACCUCAACAUCAAGGACAUGCUCUCUUUUCUCAACCAGGCCGUGGCCGAUCGGAUCAAGAACAAGAGCGUGGAGUACGUGCGCCGGUUCUUCGGGAUCGAGAACGACUUCUUACCGGAAGAGGAUCAGCAGAACCGCCAGGACAAUGCCUGGGCCUUCGAGGACGUCGACGCCGAUUGA